AUGAAGGCCUCAGUACUAUGUAGCGCAACGCUCUUCUCAUUGGCGACUUUCGCCUUUCCUGCGAGCAUGCUCAAAGGCGACAUCAGUAGAACGACGCUUGUGGAAAUCACCGCUCUCACGGAGAGGAUUUCAAGAGAUUUAGAGAGUAAGCGAUCUGGUGCUCACGUCAAGCGUGCAUUCAAUGCAGAGGCUCAGCGCAUCAGUACUAGCGGUGACCAUAGAUACAUUGCGCCAGGCCCCAAUGAUCUCCGUGGACCUUGUCCUGGUAUCAAUGUUAUGGCAAAUCAUGGUUAUCUUCCCCGAAAUGGCAUCUCCACAAUCACACAAAUGACUACCGCCGCCAAUGAGGUUUUUGGUAUGGGCCUAGAUCUGUCGGCAUUUCUGGCAGUCUACUCCGCUGUCAUGGCAGGUGAUCUCACCUCUUUUUCUAUCGGUGGUAAACCUAAGACUGGUGGGCUCUUAGGCGGUGCCAUCUCAUCACUCGGCCUCCUCAGAGAACCACAGGGCCUGAGUGCAUCACAUAACCGCUUCGAGGUUGAUGGAUCGCCUACGCGAUCGGAUUUGUACUCAAAUGGUGACCCAGUAUCCCUCAACUUGGACUUUUUCGAGCAGCUCCUCUCUAUGCCUCUUGGCAAAAACGGCAUUGAUAUUCCCGUCCUGACCGCGUUCCGCCUUGAUCGCACGAGGCACUCUAUCGCUACGAAUGGUCAUUACUUCUCAGGCCCGCUGCAAACCCUUGCGUUAAACCCCGCCACGUAUCAGUUCACUUACCGUUUCUUUGCUAACCACACCGCUGAGAACCCCGAGGGCUACCUCGAUGCUAAGACACUCAUGUCAUUCCAGGGUGUUACUGGGGAAAAGGGUAAUUAUAAGUGGGCUCGUGGGCAAGAGAAGAUCCCUGAAAACUGGUACCGCCGCGUCAUCGGUGAUGAUUACAGCAUCCUCUCGUUCGCUGCUGAAGCCGUUUCGCUUGAAGUAGCCCACCCCGAAUUGAUCCGAAUUGGUGGAAAUACCGGCCAGCCAAACUCGUUCACUGGCAACGUUUUUAAUGCGCAAACACUUCUUGAGGGAAACAACCUAAUGUGCCUUGCGUUCCAGGCAGCUAGCGAAGGUGCUCCUGACAUUCUCCGCGGAUUGUUUGGCAAUAUCUUGAUCGCUGUACAAAAGUUGGCCUCUGUUCUAGACCCAAUCAUUGCAGAGCUUGGAUGCCCCGAGCUUGUCAAAUACGACAAAUCCCUGUUCAAGGCCUUCCCCGGUGCGGGAAGUGCGGUGUAA
Molecule: messenger RNA, 1275 nt
Organism: Bipolaris zeicola 26-R-13
Lineage: Eukaryota; Fungi; Ascomycota; Dothideomycetes; Pleosporales; Pleosporaceae
Exons: 6
Coding region: 1-1275 (424 amino acids)
Molecular function (GO): peroxidase activity
Source: RefSeq, a predicted model, not a curated record